Messenger RNA from Pleurotus ostreatus (oyster mushroom), 3219 nucleotides. RefSeq lists its product as uncharacterized. The record is from RefSeq and is a predicted model, not a curated record. The transcript has 7 exons. NCBI's taxonomy places the organism in Eukaryota, Fungi, Basidiomycota, Agaricomycetes, Agaricales, Pleurotaceae. Bases 1 to 3219 code for a protein of 1072 amino acids. Gene Ontology annotation, biological process: calcium ion transmembrane transport; intracellular calcium ion homeostasis. Gene Ontology annotation, cellular component: membrane; endomembrane system. Gene Ontology annotation, molecular function: calcium:proton antiporter activity.
AUGUCGUAUCCCCCAGAGGACAGCGGCUCGCCACCGAACCUCUCAUCGACGCCCACGCCCACGAGCCAUAUGCAAAGAAACGUGAGCUAUGGGUCGCAGUGGUCGCCGGCGGACACGCCUCAGCACCACCACCAAGGCACGUCGUAUUUCCCUGCCAACACGUUGCCAACCACAUCGAGAGCUCCACCUCCGAUUCUAGUCCGGAGUUCUUCAGCGCAUUCCGCAAGACGGGCCCACAGAAGCACGAGUGUCAGCAGCUCGCAGGCCACUGGUCGCGGGCAGAACGAGGACGACGUGCUGAGUGAGCUGGAUGAAGAGGGUUCACAAAGCUCGCCUUCACGUCGCAGACGUGCGCGAGAUCAAGAGGCCGACGUCGAGGAAGAGGAAGAAGAAGAAGAGGAAGGCGAUUCACAUAGCGACUCGGAGAGGGAAGACGACGACCCCAUUACUCUAAAGGACCGACAAUCCCUUAUCAAUGUAGAACACCCAUUCGGUCUCCCGAUUUGGAAGCCGGCUCUUUACAAAAAGUCCCGUUCGGUCACUCGCCACGCUGACGAGGCCCUUCAUUCGGUCCCUUCGGCUCAGGCGGAGCGUCAUCUACUUCCUGGAAACGUGUUCUGGACGAUUGCCUUCGGCUGGUGGCUUGCUGCUGUGUGCCUGGUGCUGUCGGGCUUGCUUUACCUCGUUCCCAAUGGUGGAAAGCAGUACUCGUCACUGAUAUAUGGACUUGGCUGGUAUUUGUUCUGGCCGUUCGGUAAAUACGUAGAGGGGGAUUUGGAAGAUGAAGACGUCCAUGUCGAAGGUGAUGAGGAAUCUGUCAACGAUAGACGAUCAAGCAAUGCCUCGGACGCGCCGACACUCCGGGCCAAUGGAGAUGCGCCGUCAGCAUUCCACACGCAAACUAUGUCAUGGAACCCGAUAAUCACCCCCUCAGAUGAACGUACUACUCUUCUGUCAACUACCCCGACAUCCUAUGGUGUUGCGCCCCAACGCCAGGCGUCUGAUUCAUCCAAUGGCUCCGUCGCGUUUGCUAAAGAACUCCGUGCCAGGAGUGUGCUGGCCACAGCUUGCUUCUGGCUGGCAUUCAUCUGUAUCAUCGCCCCCCUCAUGCUCAUCGUCUGCAUCUUCUGCUGGGCUCUCGUGAUAACCGUGCCAAUGGCGAAGCUGAACUGGGCUCUGAUCAAGCAUAUAUUCCACCGACCACAUUCUAUUAGGUUCUGUGCCGCACCCCAAAUGUUCUUAUCCCAGACAGUCGCUCCGUCUGCCAGUACCGAUGAGGUGACAGCAGCGGAGGCCCCUCCUACAGCCAUCAAACACCCGAGACUCUCCGCUGGUCAAGCCGCGCCAUCAGGUUCAUCCACCGUGCUGCUUUGCACAUACCGUGCUGUUGGUUGGAAGUACUACAAGUACACUGUUGGGGGAGUCAACAUCCUCUUUGUGAAUCUCAUUCCCGUCGUAUUUUUCGUGAUCUUCUGUGGCUUCGUUAUCAUGCCCAUGGUUGAGAGGAGGGAGCACGAAGGGAAACAUGUCCCUCCGGUUCUCGCCGCUCUGGGUUCCCAAGCACUCAUCUUUGUCAUGAGUCUGCUUAGCGUCAUUCCUCUAUCGUACUUCAUCGGUAUGGCCGUUGCAUCGAUCUCCGCGCAGUCAUCUAUUGGCAUGGGUGCCGUCAUCAAUGCUACCUUCGGUUCCAUCAUUGAAAUCAUCCUCUAUGGAAUUGCUCUAACACAAGGGAAGGGCCAUCUUGUUGAAGGUUCCAUCGUUGGGAGUUUACUUGCCGGGGUUCUGUUGAUGCCGGGGAUGAGUAUGUGCAGCGGAGCGGUUCGAAAGAAGGAACAGAAGUUCAACGCGAAGAGCGCCGGGGUAACAAGUAUGAUGUUAAUCAUGGCCAUCAUUGGGGCUAUGACGCCCACGCUGUUCUACCAGACUUACGGCAACUUCCAACUCGUUUGCAAUGGAUGCCCUGAAGGAGGUUCAGACGGACGUCCGUGGAUUUGUGACCAUUGCUACUAUCAGCACCCUGACCCAGUUGAUGAUCCUUUUUAUCAAUCCACUGUGAAAUCUCUCAUGUACUUCUGUGCCGCAAUUCUGUUAUUUUCUUACUUGGUCGGCCUCUGGUUCUCACUGCGCACGCACGCUACCCAAAUUUGGCAGAAUCCACAGCAACUGCUGCAACCCUUGGAUCUCCCUAUCCACAACCGGUUGUCUAUCUACCAGAAACUACUUCCUUCAGACCAAAGGCGACCGGGCUUGCAUCACAAAGCAAGUACAGUUACGAAUGAACCACCUUCCCGCUCUCAAACGCCCGUCCCUCGCGAGUCUUCCCAGCCUUCUUCAUCACGCAUACCGGCUACUUCCCCUUCCGUUCCAAGGAGAGUUUCUUACGCACCAAUCCCAUCCGCACCACACCUCGGCUACACACCCGUCUUGGAGACUGUUGAUCAGACAGUGAAAGCUUCCGGAAUUGCGCCUGAGAACAUGAACGCCGACGAUUUCACGAGAGCUGUGGCCGUUGCGACCGUUAGUGCCCUGCGACAUCAGCAAACUGCACAGUCCCCGGCUCGGUUGCGUAGUUCCUUGGAAGGCGAAGGUGGUAGCGGCCAUGGCGGUCACGAUGCGCCGGCUUGGAGUCGUACAACGAGUGCUAGUGUUUUGCUUGCAUGCACAGCAUUGUAUGCAAUCAUUGCAGAACUAUUGGUGGAUGUCGUCGAUGUCAUCUUGCAAGGUUCGGGCAUCGAUGAGAAGUUCUUGGGUGUGACGUUGUUUGCCCUCGUGCCGAAUACCACUGAAUUCAUGAAUGCUAUGUCGUUCGCGCUGAAUGGGAAUAUUGCACUGAGUAUGGAAAUCGGCUCGGCCUACGCUCUGCAAGUCUGUUUGUUGCAGAUCCCCGCAAUGGUCGCUUUCUCAGCUUGGUAUUCGCCUGAACACAUGGGAGAGAUUGCUUAUACCUUCACGCUCAUCUUCCCCCGUUGGGAUGUUAUCGCGCUGAUACUGUCAAUGUUUUUGAUGACGUACACGUACAUUGAAGCAAAGAGCAACUACCAUCGUGGAAGUAUCCUCAUACUCAGCUAUCUUGUCCUCGUUGCCGGGUUCUAUUUCGCCCCACCCUCACUCGCUGACGCCGAGGGAGGUCCGCUCUCGACCACCGUGUCGUCGAUCCCAACGCAAACAAUCACAGAAUCCAUCCGCUUGUUCUUCAAGACCUUGCAUUUCGGUGCCUGA